This is a messenger RNA of Dermatophagoides farinae (American house dust mite), 2414 nucleotides long. RefSeq names its product inhibitor of nuclear factor kappa B kinase subunit beta (gene IKKbeta). NCBI's taxonomy places the organism in Eukaryota, Metazoa, Arthropoda, Arachnida, Sarcoptiformes, Pyroglyphidae. Gene Ontology annotation, cellular component: IkappaB kinase complex; cytoplasm. Gene Ontology annotation, molecular function: ATP binding; IkappaB kinase activity. Gene Ontology annotation, biological process: positive regulation of transcription by RNA polymerase II; peptidyl-serine phosphorylation; tumor necrosis factor-mediated signaling pathway. The record is from RefSeq and is a predicted model, not a curated record.
GCAAUACGAAUAAUAAGAAUAUUAUCAAACUGAUUUUUGUUUAUUUGUCUGUGUUAUUUUUAUGAUUCAUUCAACAAGUUCUAAUCAUCAAUCGCUCAUCUAAUUAUUACAUGUCAAAUAUGCAUCAUUCUCGACAAUUAUUGUGUGAUAUUGGUUCGGUUAAAAAUUGGCAACGUGUUCAAACUCUUGGAUCGGGAACAUUUGCCACCAUCACCUUAUGGGUGAAUAAAGAUACCGAUGAACGUAUUGCGUUAAAACAAAAUUACAUGGAUGUUGAAAGAUAUAGUAAAAAACAAAUAACUUAUUACUACGAAAGAUGGCAACAAGAAAUUACAUUCAUGAAACAAUUAAAAUGCGAAAACGUCGUAAAAGCAUUGGAAUUGCCCAAAGAAUUCAGUAAAUUAUCAUUGGGGAUGCCCAUUUUAGCGAUGGAAUAUUGCAGUGGAGGAGAUUUACGAAAAGUAUUGAAUGAACCAACAAAUUGUUGUGGUUUGAGUGAGAAAGAAGUGAGACAAAUAUUAAAACAAAUCUCAUCGGCAAUUAAUUGUCUACAUAAUCUCAAUAUUGUUCAUAGAGAUUUGAAACCGGAAAAUAUUGUUCUGCAACCAUUGCCUCAUGGUAAAAUUUUAUAUAAAUUAACCGAUCUUGGAUAUGCCAAACAAUUAUCAGAAACAACAUCGGCGAAUUCAUUUGUCGGCACGUUUGAAUAUUUGGCACCGGAACUUUUCCUAAACAUACCAUAUACAUCAUCAGUGGAUAAUUGGAGUUUUGGAGUGAUUGCAUAUGAAAUCAUUACUGGAAGAAGGCCAUUUUUACCUAAUCAUCCUGUUACCGAAGUAUUAGAAGCAAUAAAGAAGAAAAAAUCUGACGAUAUUUGUACAGAAAUCGAUGAAAGAGGAAAUUUUUAUUAUUCAAAAGAGAUAUCACAGCUUAAUUACAUUAGUAGUAUUCUAAAAAGUGAUUUAGAAAAGUGGUUAAAGACUGUCCUUCAAUUUGAUCCUAAAAAAAGAGGUGGUCGUGAUGCAUUCAAAGAAAUUAAACAAAUUGUUAACAAACGCAAUGUACAGAUUUUCUCAAUCUUUUCAUAUGAAACAUUUGCCUAUGAAAUAACCGAAGAAACACAUAUAGAUGAUUUGAAAGAGAAAAUAUUUGCAUCAUCCAAUAUAAUACCGGCAAAUCAAUAUUUGUUUUUCCAAAAUGGUGAUCUUCUUAAGGAAAAAAUUGGUCAACAAAUUAUUCAAACAUGGUAUACACCGAAAAGUUGGUUCGACCGAUAUAAUCCUAUCACAAUCAAUAUGUUUGAUUAUUCAAAAGAAGUAAAUUAUCAAGAAUUUUAUAAAUUUCUUUGUUUACCAAAUCGAGUCGAAAUGAUGUUGAUGAAUUGUGAUCAAACAGCAGAUUAUGAUGAAUUAAAAUUUACUUGGCGAAGUUCAGUGUUUGUUGCUCGUCAAACGGUAGCAAAAUAUCGAUUUGUUCAUGAAACAUUAAAAAGUUGUAUACUUAAUGCGAUCACAAUGUUUAAUCGGCUUCAGAAUGAAGAUGCAAUGUUAUACAAUUCAUUGAAUCAAAUGUUUUCAACAAUUAAUGCAAUGGAAAAAUUAUUAAAGAAAAAUUAUUUGAAAUUUUCAAACACUGAAGAAACUAAUGAUGACGUUAAGGACAGUAAUCAUAUAUCAUCAUCAUCAUCAUCAUCAAUAUUUAUGAAGCUCAAAAAUCUUCAUGAUUGGCGUAAUAACAUUUACAUUUCCGGUCACUUUGAACGUAAUGGACAAAUUGUACCUAAAUUCGACAAAGAAAAAUUCAUGUUUGAAGAUUUUUUUCAAUCACCAGAAAUUGAUGAAUCAUUAAUGAACAAAUAUGUUGACAUACAAAAAGCUUACGAUAUGUUACGAAAAUUGAAAAAAGAUGAAUACAAAAAAUAUGCAUCGAAUAAUUUAAUGGUCAAAUUACUUUGUGAUAUUUUUAAACUAGUCGAAACAUUGAUGAAAAAAAUGUUUUCAUUGCUAUCGAUUUUGAUUUCAUUCAUCAGAAAUAUCCGUAAUCAACAACGAGAUUGUCAACGAAUCAAAAUAGAAUUGGAUAAAUGGAAAACAAAUGAGCUUGAAGAAUUACAGCAAAUGAUAUUCAGAAAAACAUAUCAUGAAUAUCCUAGUUCAACUGAAUCAUCUACAGAAUUUCUAGCAUCACAAGUGAUCAGUUUGGAUGGAUGUAAGGAUUCAAUUAAUCGACAGAUUGAAAUAUUAUCCGAAUUUGAACGCGAAAAUUCACAAUGGCAAUCUAAAGCAUUUGUAUUCGAGUCAUUAGAAUUUAAAGAUUUUUUGUUUUAAUAUGAAAAAUUUAAAAUCUUGAAUAUAAAUUCAUUUUGAUAUUUAAAUUCGAAAAACAGUAUUAGCUGUAAUAAAAUUUAUAAAAAA